Molecule: messenger RNA, 2834 nt
Organism: Drosophila yakuba
Lineage: Eukaryota; Metazoa; Arthropoda; Insecta; Diptera; Drosophilidae
Gene: Zasp67
Product: cell surface glycoprotein 1
Exons: 8
Coding region: 33-2210 (725 amino acids)
Biological process (GO): actin cytoskeleton organization; muscle structure development
Cellular component (GO): stress fiber; Z disc; adherens junction
Molecular function (GO): actin binding; muscle alpha-actinin binding
Source: RefSeq, a predicted model, not a curated record
GAACUAAAAAAGUCGGAAUAAAUCAAGGAAACAUGGUGCUCGACAUUAAGAUGUGCCGAUUUGAUAAUGUGCCCUGGGGCUUUCGCCUGGUGGGCGGGGCGGACUACGACUAUCCGCUGACUGUGGUUAAGGUGACCGAGGGCAGCAUUGCUGACGAGGCUGGACUCCGCGUGGAGGACAUCAUUGUGCGCAUCAAUGACACGGCUGCCACGCCCCUUACCCACGACGAGGCCCACCGCCUCAUCAUGAACAGCGGGAGCGUCUUCUACUUCGGCGUCUACCGGGAGAACGAGGAGGACGCCUACGAGUGCCUGAAGAAGUUUCCCACCAGCGAGGGUUCGUUGACCAAGUCACCAAUGCCAACCAUUUCACCAUCGCCGACUCCAUCGCUGUCCCAGUUGACGGAAACCACAAAUGCCCGUACUCCGGAACCGGAGCCAUUCGUCCCGCCGCCCCGGGAAAUCGCCGCUACGACUGUUGCAGCUCCUGCUGUGCAAGUGGACGUGGACGUGGAUGUCCUGGCGGAAUGUCGCCCAGCCGUGUCGGAAGUGCAUUCGGAAGAGAAUCGCGGGGAUGUGAAUGUGGAUGAUGCAACAGCCCGGGCAGAAGAAGGAGCCCCUCCCGUCGAGAGUCUCUACUUGCCGGAUUUGCCCGAUCGCCCGUGCUCGGCGCUGUCCGAAAGGCAGGAAAUUAAGCUGGUGGAGGAGGAAAUUGCAGCCGUGCUGUCCGGCGAGUCGGAGGUGCUCAAGGAGCACAAUGUCCUCGGCGUCAAUUUCUAUAGGAUCUUCCCCAAGCCGGGCGUCUGCAUGUCCAGCGAUGUUCUGCGCUCCCUCAACGAGGAGGUGACCAAGACCAAGCUGGAAAAGGACAAGGAGAACCGUCAGUGGUCAACCUUCCUGCAGCGACCCAAUCGUCCCGUUCCCAAGAGCAAGCAAUCCCUGGAGGCGGAACGUCGGGCGGCCAAUGCCUACAAGGUGACGAUUGUUAAGUCGGCGCCGCGGGAAAAGUCGCCAAUGCCGGAAGCUAAGCCGCCACCAAAGGAAGCCACGCCACCCAAGGAAGAGGAGCAAAAGGAAGAGGAACCAGUGGCGGAGAAGGUGGUGGAGCCCGAACCGGAGCCCGAAAAGGAUGACGAGCCACUGCCCACGGACAGUGAGGUGCCGAAUCUGGAGCAGCUGCCCGAGAGCGAACUGCCGGACGAGCAGCCGGAGAAGUCCGAUGCUCCCAAGGAGGUUUGCGAAGCGGAAGGGGUUGUCCAAACAGAGCCGGGCUCACCCGACGGCAAAGAAGCUGCCGAGGAUUCAGCAGCAGGAGCCACCCCACCGGCGGAACCCAUUGCUCCGCUGCCAGUCAAAAGCGAGGAGGAAUUGGCCCUGGAGCGCCAGUUGGCAGAUGUGCAGCGACAACUGGCCGCCCUCUCGUCACUGCCCUCCACCAUCCAGUCCACCCUAGAUGCGGUGACCAAGCAGUUGGCCGAAUUGCUGCCCACCUUUAAGCUGCAGCAGCAGGAGAAGCAGUUGCCGCAAAUCGAUGAAAACCCAGCCAACGGGGUGCAGGAUGAGGAUGGGGUGACCGCCAUCAACGCCGCAGGCGAAACAGAGGAUGCAGGCAAGGACAUAUCCAUAUCUGGCAGUGACAACCCACCGGUGGGGCCAUGUGAGAGUAAUGAGGAUAGAUGCGAUGCCAAUGACCGGGAGGUGGCGGAAAUAUCGCGCUCCACUGACGACAAUCGCCUGGCCAAGGACAAGAAAAAGGAUCUGGAUCCGGAGCAGGAGCAGGAGCAGGAACCUCUGUCCGAGGAGCAGAGCUUCAAGAAGCAGAAGAGACACGAUGUCAUUGAGGAGCUCGAGGAGCAUUUGGUGCGCAAAAACAAUCCCCGGCGGUCGAAGCGGGCCUUUGGGCCACUGGUCCCAUCCUCGGAGCGUCCGUUGGUCCUUCCCGGCGGACGGCGCUGGUACCGUCCCAAGGAUGCCUACAACGAUGAGUUCAUUGCCGAGACCCUGAGCGCCCAGGCGGAGCUCAUCACGGGCAGCACUCUCGGGGUCAACUUCAUGAAGUACCAGAAGCCGGAGCGCAAAAUCGAUCUGAAUCGCAGCGAGGUGUACAAGUAUCUCAAUCCGCAUCUGGACAGGGCGCCCGUGCGUGGCAUCGAGGUGCGUGCUCCUCUGGUGGCCGCCGAGUCCGACAUUCGCCAGUCACUGCAAUCGUAGGAAUGAUGCACCACCUCCUCCAACUCCACCCCGAAUGUUCAACAACAGGGCCACUCCCCGAAUCUCAAGUCAAUCCCAUAGGUACACAGAGCAAAAAACGAUAUGCCAUUCACAUUUUCGAUGGGAUUGGCUGAAAAAGUCCCUGUAUUUGGCAGAGAGGCGUUUGGACAGCUUUCAGUUUUGAUAAAUGGUAAAAAAUUGAUUCAGAUGGUCAACUGACAAGCAGCAAAAUCUUUAAUAAGAGAGAAUAUUGAUUGCGUUUUUACAAUAUUUAACCGAUUAUUAACCAAAGUUUGAACAUGUUUUUGGAUAUCAUAAGAGCCAUAUCAUUAUAAAUCGGUAGUUCAUUUUAGUAUGUGUAUCUUGAUAUGACCAAUUCCUUUUUGGAAUUGCUCUUGCCAAGAUAUUUUUGCCACAAAUUAAAAGCCAAUCAAUCAUCUCUAAGGAAAACCUAUGAAAAAUGAAUGAGAUAAGUGCAAGUGCGCUCUAAAUACUGUCACCUACUAAAUUAAACUUCAAAAACUGAACUAAAACACAUUUUAUCUUGAUGGUGAUAAACGCCUUUCUGCUGAUAUUCAAAAUGCUCAAUAGAAUAGAGAAAUAUAUUGUCUGUUAAAAUACAUA